CACAAUUGGCAUCUUUAUGGUAUUUGGCCUAUUUUACCCUUUGAUAACUUCUUGAGAAGAUGCUUCCAGCACCUGCAGUCUUUCAUUUCCUUUGGGAAGUCAACUCUGGUGCAGUCAAGGAGGGAGAUUCAGUGAGAACAUUUGGAAGAUUGGUGAGUUACCAACCAGAGGAAUCGAAGGCUACACUAUCUAUCCAGCAUGCAACAAGACAGCACCAAGUUGUUGUUCAGACUCCAUUUGUGGAACCCUUUGACCCCAUCAUUGGAGCCCAGUACAUAGUUCUGGGCGAGAUUGAAAAAGCAGAGGGAGGUGAUGGUGUGAUGGUCCAUGCCCGUGUGCUGAACUGUGUGGAUGGGGUGAACCUAGCCCUGCUACAGAGAGGUGUCACUGAACAGAGGAGCUACUUCAGAGAGAGGGGGGAGAGCAAGGGAGAUGCUGCUACUGCUGCUCAGCCACGUGCGCCUCUCUGACCUGGACCCCAAUAACAAUUAAUCUGUCACAACGCUGCACUGAUACAGUGCUACUGGUGGAAAGUUAUGAACCAGGUGGAAUUUAAUGACAUGUUGUAAUGUUUCUAUGACCUCAUUUAUACCUCAGAUGGAUCGUGUCAAAAGGUCUGAUUUUUUUUAUGGUUGUGACAUUUUCCCAAAUAGCUGAUUACAUGGGGAUGUUAAGAAUUAUGAGACUGUGCUUCUCGCAAAUUUAGAACGGCGAAGGGUGGAAUUGGGAUAUAAAAAGACUUCUGAGGAAAUCCUGAUUGAUACACAAAAGCUGCUUGUUCUGGUGCAUUGUAAAGUCCUGCCAUUACUUGUCAUAAGAUAUCAGUUCUGGAAGACACCCUCUUCCUCCUGAAAGAGUUAGGCAAGUUCACUGAAUGUUGGGUCAGGUGUAUGAAGUAGGUCAAUAAAAUGCAUACUUACAUUCUUAUUGUAGCUAAUCUAAGAUAAGAGAGCAUGUUUGAUGUAGCCAUUUAUGCAAUGGUUAUAUUUGUGAAUGAAAACUGAUAUGUAGCUUGGAAAUGUAUAUUUGUGAGAAACAAAUAAAUUCUUCUUGAUUUGAUAUUAGA
Salvelinus fontinalis (brook trout) is the source of this 1066-nucleotide messenger RNA. RefSeq names its product CST complex subunit TEN1-like. Gene Ontology annotation, biological process: negative regulation of telomere maintenance via telomerase. The record is from RefSeq and is a predicted model, not a curated record. The coding region runs from base 60 to 470 and encodes 136 amino acids. The transcript is spliced from 3 exons. Gene Ontology annotation, molecular function: telomerase inhibitor activity; single-stranded DNA binding; telomeric repeat DNA binding. Lineage: Eukaryota; Metazoa; Chordata; Actinopteri; Salmoniformes; Salmonidae. Gene Ontology annotation, cellular component: CST complex.